Molecule: messenger RNA, 2040 nt
Organism: Rhodotorula toruloides NP11
Lineage: Eukaryota; Fungi; Basidiomycota; Microbotryomycetes; Sporidiobolales; Sporidiobolaceae
Product: transcription factor TFIIIB complex subunit brf1
Exons: 5
Coding region: 1-2040 (679 amino acids)
Biological process (GO): DNA-templated transcription initiation; transcription preinitiation complex assembly; transcription by RNA polymerase III
Cellular component (GO): transcription factor TFIIIB complex; transcription preinitiation complex; nucleus
Molecular function (GO): TBP-class protein binding; RNA polymerase III general transcription initiation factor activity; RNA polymerase III type 3 promoter sequence-specific DNA binding
Source: RefSeq, a predicted model, not a curated record
AUGAUCUGCACAUCCUGCGGCGAGGACUCGGUGCUCGAGAUGACCGAGCACGCCCAGACGGUCUGCACUCGCUGCGGCACGGUCCUGUCGGAGAAUGCGAUUGUCAGCGAGAUCCAGUUCGGUGAGACGGGAAGCGGUGCGGCGAUGGUCCAGGGUAGCUACGUUGGAGCGGAUCAGACCCGCGCACGCGCUCCCGGUGGCUUCCGCCAGCGAGGCGUCCAGAGUCAGGAAUCGAGGGAGCAGACGCUUGCCAACGGUCGGCGACGAAUCAUGGAGCUCGCAACCGGUCUACGCCUCAGCGAGCAUCUUCAGAACGUCGCAACCCGGUUCUUCAACCUCGCCGUCAACAUGAGUUUCACCAAGGGUCGCAGGACGCAGUAUGUCGCGGCAGCGUGCCUGUACGCUGCAUGCAGGCAAGCGAACGGCACGCAGAUGCUCAUCGACUUUUCGGAUUUGCUCGAGAUCAACGUCUUCGUCCUCGGCUCGACAUAUCUCAAGCUCGUCCGCCAGCUCAACAUCAACAUCCCCGUCGUCGACCCCGUCAUCUACAUCACCCGCUUCGCCGCCCUCCUCGACUUCGGCGAAGAGACGCAGAAAGUUGCGCUCGAUGCGACUCGCCUCGUCAACCGCAUGGGCCGCGACUGGAUGCAGAUCGGUCGUCGUCCGUCCGGCAUCUGCGGCGCGUGCUUGCUCCUCGCUGCGCGGAUGAACAACUUCCGCCGCAGUAUCGAGGAGGUUGUCCAGGUCGUCAAGAUUGCGGAUGUGACGUUGAGGAAACGACUCGCCGAGUUCAAGGAGACGGCGAGCGGGAACUUGACUGUGUCGGAUUUCCGCUCGAUCUGGCUCGAGGAGACGCACGACCCGCCUGCGUACGCCGUCGGGCUCAAGAAGGAGGAAGAGGCGCGCAAGGAGCAGGCGAGGAAGAUGCGCGAGGACUCGAUUGCGGCGAGUGAGACGGACAGUGUGGUUGGCGACAGGGCGUUCCGCGAGUUGGCGGAGCGGGAGGCGACGGCUGAUGCGGAGGACGACAUCGCUUCUUCCUCGCCGGUCAGGGAGCGUGCGCGCGGCAAGGAGAACGAGAUGGAAGUCGAGGGCGCGAUGCUGCCUCCGCCGAAACCGUCGGCCAAGGCGCUCGGCAAGCGAAAACGCGUCGAGCCUGAGGAGGAGGAGGAAGGCGGCGCUCCUUUGUCCGAUGCCGCUUCUGAGCGGGAAGACGUUGCGGAGGACCUGCUCGAGGGCGACGGGCACGAGCAGUACGAUGCGGUCAUCGAGGUCGAGCUGCAGAACUAUCUCGGCUCGAACGUCGGCGUCAAGCUCUCUCACGAGCUCGAGUCGCAGGAGCAGCAACGGCGCGCCAAAAUCUCACAGUCGCCGGCCUACGAGCUCGAUACGAACGACAGCCUCGAAGGGCUCGACGAGGAGGAGCUCGACGCGUUCAUCUGUACCGAGGAAGAGGUGCAGAUCAAGGCCAAGCUGUGGAUGGAGCACAACAAGGAGUACCUCAAGGAGUUGGCCGAGAAACAGACAGGUCCAGAUGGCGAGCUCAAGCCAAUCAACAAGCGUCCGCGGAAGAAAACAAAGCCUCGCGACGGCGCGAACCCGACGGGCUUGACAGCUGCCGAUGCGACGACCAAGAUGCUCGAGAAGAAGAAGUUCUCGAAGAAGAUCAACUACGAUGCCAUCAAGAACCUCUUUGCAUCGGGCGACUCGGACGCCGGCUCGACGUACGGCGGCGACGACGACGAGGGCGACACCCCGCUCAUCGGUCAGACCUACGGCCGCAAGGGCAGCCGCGUCGGGACGCCUAUCGUCACACCUGAGCCAACUUGGCGGCAGGGCAGCCGUGCGCCGAGCGAGGCGCCGUCCGUCGGUGGUAGGAGCGCUCUCAGUCGCGAGGUCGCGAACGCUGCGCACGAUGACGAGGGCGAGGAGGAGGACCACGAGCCGGAGCAGCGCGAGGAGGACGACGAGGGUUGGCGGUCGCAGUUUGCGACGCAGGCCGAGGGCGACGAGGAGGAGUUCGGAUACGACGAGGUGUGA